Messenger RNA from Pipistrellus nathusii (Nathusius's pipistrelle), 2529 nucleotides. NCBI's taxonomy places the organism in Eukaryota, Metazoa, Chordata, Mammalia, Chiroptera, Vespertilionidae. The record is from the annotation of a GenBank genome assembly.
AUGGACUUCCAAGAGCGGGGCCCCCCCUCGCUGUCCGGGAGCACUCAGUCUGCAAAGUCCGGCAGUGCCCAGCAGGCCUCCGAGCUGUGGGAGGUGGUGGAGGAGCCUCGGGGCCGGCGAGGGGCAGAGGGCGCCAUGCCCGAGAGGCAGGAGGGCCACCUGCUCAAGAAGAGGAAGUGGCCUCUGAAGGGCUGGCACAAGAGGUACUUCGUGCUGGAGGACGGGAUCCUUCGCUAUGCGACCACUCGGCAAGAUAUCACCAAGGGGAAGCUGCAUGGCUCCAUCGAUGUCCGACUGUCUGUCAUGUCCAUCAACAAAAAGGCCCAGCGCAUUGACCUUGACACCGAAGACAACAUCUACCACCUCAAGAUCAAAUCUCAGGACCUGUUCCAGAGCUGGGUGGCCCAGCUGCGUGCCCACCGCCUGGCCCCGCGCCUGGACAUGCCCCGCGGCCCGCUGCCCAGCAACUCUCACCGGAAGGGUCCCGGGGCCCAGCUCCCCACAGUGAUCAGUGCCUCUGCUCUGCCCGGGGUGGGGCCUCGGGAGAAAGUGUCUUCUUGGCUGAGGGGCAGUGACGGCCUCGACCGCUGCUCUCACGAGCUCUCGGAGUGCCAGGGGAAGCUCCAGGAGCUGCACAGACUCCUGCAGAGCCUGGAGUCCCUGCACCGCAUCCCCUCGGCCCCCGUGAUCCCCACGCACCAGGCCUCGGUGACCACGGAGAGACCCAAGAAGGGCAAGCGGAGCAGCCGCAUGUGGUGCACUCAGAGCUUCGCCAAGGACGACACCAUCGGGCGGACGGGUCGUCUCCACGGCUCUGUUCCCAACCUGUCUCGGUACCUGGAGUCCCGGGACCACUCCGGACCCCGGGGGCUGCCCCCCCCAGACUAUGCCCACCUGCAGCGCAGCUUCUGGGCCCUGGCCCAGAAGGUGCACAGCUCCCUCAGCAGCGUGCUGGCCGCCCUCACCGCCGAACGGGACCACCUGCGGGAUCUGCACCAGGGCUCCGAGCUGGCCAGACUGGGGGUCUCCGAGGCCUCCGCUGGCCCAAGGCGCCUCCACUCACUGUCCAUCUCCUCGGACACCACGGCGGACUCCUUCAGCUCCCUCAACCCCGAGGAGCAAGAAACGCUGUACACGAAGGGCCGCGAGCUGACCCCGCAGCUGUCUCAGAGCAGCGUCCUGUCCCUCGCCGAUUCCCACACCGAGUUCUUCGACGCCUGCGAGGUGCUGCUGUCCGCCAGCUCUUCUGAGAACGAGGGCUCAGAGGAGGAGGCGUCGAGCGUCAGUGAGAUCACCACCAGCCUGUCCGAGGAGGUGCUGGACCUCCGGGGCGCCGAGCGCUAUCAGAAAGGGGUGUGUGUUGCAGGGAGAGCUCUGGGGCCGCCCCGUCGCCGCUGCCUGCCGGCCGCCAGCGGGCCCGGCGUGGACGUGAGCCUGUGGAACAUCCUGCGGAACAACAUCGGCAAAGACCUGUCCAAGGUGUCCAUGCCCGUGCAGCUCAACGAGCCGCUCAACACGCUGCAGCGGCUGUGCGAGGAGCUGGAGUACAGCAGCCUCCUGGACCAGGCCAGCCGCGUCGCCGACCCCUGCGAGCGCAUGGUGUACAUCGCAGCCUUCGCCGUCUCUGCCUACUCCUCCACCUACCACCGGGCCGGCUGCAAGCCCUUCAACCCCGUCCUCGGGGAGACCUACGAGUGCGAGCGGCCUGACCGAGGCUUCCGCUUCAUCAGCGAGCAGGUCUCCCACCACCCCCCCAUCUCGGCGUGCCAUGCAGAGUCUGAGAACUUCAUUUUCUGGCAAGACAUGAAAUGGAAGAACAAGUUCUGGGGGAAGUCGCUGGAGAUUGUGCCUGUGGGGACCGUGAACGUCAGCCUGCCCCGGUUUGGGGACCACUUUGAGUGGAACAAGGUGACGUCCUGCAUUCACAACAUCCUGAGCGGCCAGCGCUGGAUCGAGCACUACGGGGAGGUCCUCAUCCGGAACACGAAGGACAGCUCCUGCCACUGCAAGAUCACCUUCUGCAAGGCCAAGUACUGGAGCUCCAGCAUCCACGAGGUGCAGGGCGCCGUGCUCAGCCGCAGCGGCCGCGUCCUCCACCGGCUCUCCGGGAAGUGGAACGAGGGGCUGUACCGGGGCCCCCCGCCCGGGGGCCAGUGCAUCUGGAAGCCCAACUCCAUGCCCCCCGACCACGAGCGCAACUUCGGCUUCACCCAGUUCGCCCUGGAGCUGAAUGAGCUGACGGCCGAGCUGAAGCGGUCCCUGCCGUCCACCGACACGCGGCUGCGGCCGGACCAGCGGUACCUGGAGGAGGGGAACAUCCAGGCCGCCGAGGCCCAGAAGCGGAGGAUCGAGCAGCUCCAGCGGGACCGGCGCCGGGUGAUGGAGGAGAACAACAUCGUGCACCAGGCUCGCUUCUUCAGGCGGCAGACGGACGGCAGCGGGAAGGAGUGGUGGGUGACCAACAACACGUACUGGCGGCUGCGGGCCGAGCCGGGCUACGGGAACCUGGACGGGGCGGUGCUCUGGUAG